AUGGUGGCAGGAGCAAGAUUGGGAGUAGUUGAGUGCUGCAAAAAGCAUCAAGAAAUACCCCUGGCAAAUGACUUAAGUUGGCUCAGGAUCAGGACAGUCAAAGCAGCAGACUCUGUGCAGAUGGAUUUCAUUGCUGGAGCCAUUGGAGGUGGCUUAAGUGUUGCUGUGGGUUAUCCACUGGAUACAGUAAAGGUGAGAAUUCAGACGGAGAGGAGCUAUAAUGGAAUUUGGCACUGCAUUCGAGAAACAUACAAAGCAGAGAAAGCAUGGGGAUUUUACAAAGGCAUGUCACUGUCAGUCUCCACAGUGUCGCUUGUUUCUUCUUUUUCAUUUGGGGCAUACAGAAACUUCCUUUAUAACAUCUGCAGAUUAAGAUAUGGCACUUCAGACGUGAAGCCAUCAAAGGUGGAUAUUUCUGUUGCUGGAUGUGCUACUGGUGCUGUUCGGGUGGUGCUAAUAUCGCCUACCGAAACAGCUAAAGUUCGAAUGCAAACUCAGAAGCAAUCACAUUACUCAGUUACAGCUUCUCACCUCUCCAAGCCAAAGUAUCAAGGACCUGUGCAUUGUCUGAGGAUGAUAGCAAAGGAGGAAGGUUUUGGGGGUCUAUACAAAGGUUGUUCUGCAUUACUGUGCAGGGACUGCCACUCAUUUGCAACAUAUUUCCUAACCUAUAAUAUACUGUGUGAUUGGUUUACUCCAGCUGGAAAAAAUAAACCAGACAUACUGACUGUGCUUAUUUCUGGUGGCUCUGCUGGAGUGUUUGGGUGGGCCGUAGCUACUCCUAUGGAUGUAAUUAAAUCACGGAUGCAAGUAGAUAACUUGGGACAGCGCAAGUACAGAGGACUCAUACACUGCAUCCGAGUAAGUGUGAAAGAAGAAGGAAUAAGAGUUCUUUUCAAAGGACUUGGAUUAAACUGCAUUCGUGCUUUUCCAGUGAACAUGGUGGUGUUUGUAACAUACGAAGGUGUAAUGAGACUUGCAGAACAUCUUAUGAAGUAA
Molecule: messenger RNA, 999 nt
Organism: Emys orbicularis (European pond turtle)
Lineage: Eukaryota; Metazoa; Chordata; Testudines; Emydidae
Gene: SLC25A47
Product: solute carrier family 25 member 47
Exons: 8
Coding region: 1-999 (332 amino acids)
Biological process (GO): transmembrane transport
Cellular component (GO): mitochondrion
Molecular function (GO): transmembrane transporter activity
Source: RefSeq, a predicted model, not a curated record